Molecule: messenger RNA, 3551 nt
Organism: Antechinus flavipes (yellow-footed antechinus)
Lineage: Eukaryota; Metazoa; Chordata; Mammalia; Dasyuromorphia; Dasyuridae
Gene: MYCN
Product: MYCN proto-oncogene, bHLH transcription factor
Exons: 3
Coding region: 714-2057 (447 amino acids)
Biological process (GO): regulation of transcription by RNA polymerase II
Molecular function (GO): DNA-binding transcription factor activity, RNA polymerase II-specific; protein dimerization activity; RNA polymerase II cis-regulatory region sequence-specific DNA binding
Source: RefSeq, a predicted model, not a curated record
UCGCUUCGGAGGGCGGGGGGCUGCCAGGUCCCCAGAACAGACGGCAGACUGCAAGUGACCUCCCACCCCGGGCUUUUCGAGGUGUCUGCAGGCAAAGCGUCCAGCCGACUCUCGGGACAGGGGAGGGGAACCUUCUUCGAACCCAGAACGCUGGGAGAGACCUUAGAAUAGAGACCCGAGAAUGUCAAAGCUGGGAGGGGUUUAGAACGGAGAAUGUCAGAGCUGGCGGGAGGAUCUUAGAACGCCAAGCAGAAAAUGUCAGCCCGGAGGGACUCUAGAACCCGGAAUGCCGGAGGGGCCGUUAGAACCCCCGCGCAGCGAAGCUGGGAGCCGCCGGGCGCGAGCUCGGGGUCAGCCCGCCAGGGGGGAGGGGGCCCCGAGCGGCCGGCAGGAGAAAGUUUGCGGCCGGCCCCGCGGCCCCCCGAGCGAGCCCCCCUGGAGUAGAAAGUAGGGGUGUGUCUGAGUGUGCGAGUGCGGGUGAGUCUGUGCGUGUCUGAGUGUGUGCGUGCGUGCCUGGCGCCGCCGAUGGGAGCCAGUGUGAAAGGGAGACUCCUGCGCUUGUUGUUGUUGCUUGUCCCCCUCUCCCCUGCGUGUGCCCGCCUCCCUCCCUCCGCUCUCUCUCUGGCUCCCUCGCUCCCUCCUCGCCCGGCCAGGAGCCCGACUCCGAGAAGAGCACCCAGGAGCGGCGGAGGCCCCCGACGUCUCCUCCCACCAUGCCGGUGGGCGCCGCGGCCCCCAAGAACCCGGACCUGGAGUUCCACUCGCUGCAGCCCUGCUUCUACCCCGACGAGGACGACUUCUACGUGGGCGGCCCGGACGGGGCGCCCCCGGGCGAGGACAUCUGGAAGAAGUUCGAGCUGCUGCCCACGCCGCCGCUCUCCCCGAGCCGGGCCGGGCCCGGCGGCGGCCCCGGGGGGCUGCCCAGCCCCGCGUGGCCCGGGGGCGGCGAGCCCCCCGACUGGGCGUCCGAGCUGCUGCUGCUGCCGCCGCCCGAGGCCGAGCCGUGGGGCACCGGGGGCCCGGGCAACCUCAGCGCCUUCGUGCUGCGGGACUGCAUGUGGAGCGGCUUCUCGGCGCGGGAGAAGCUCGAGCGCGUAGUCACCGAGAAGCUGCAGGCGGGCCCGCGGGGCGCGCCGGCCGAGGGCCCGGCCAAGGCCGCCUCCGCCACCGCCUCCGCGCCGCCCUCCAGGGCUGCCGGCUCCGCGCCCGCCCCCGGGGCCGCCGAGCUGUGCAACCCGGCCUCCGAGUGCGUGGACCCGGCCGUGGUGUUCCCCUUCCCGGUGAACAAGCGCGAGCCCCCGGCCGCUGCAGCCGCAGCCGCCGGUACUUCCGGGGCGCCCCCGGGAGGGCCCGGCCAGCAUCCCCGCGGCCCGGCGCGCCCCUUCCCGGCCGGAGACACCAGGACCAACAGCUGCUCCGGGGACGACACCCUGAGCGACUCGGAUGAUGAGGAGGAGGAAGAGGAGGAGGAGGAGGAGGAGGAGAUCGACGUGGUGACGGUGGAGAAGCGCCGAGCCUCGGCCUCCAGCCACCCCAAGGCGCUCACCACCUUCACCAUCACAGUCCGGCCCAAAAGCGCCGCCCCCGCCGCCCGCGCCCAGCCGGGCGAGCCGGCCCCGAAGCGCUGCGCGCCCAUCCACCAGCAGCACAACUACGCCGCGCCCUCCCCCUACGCCGAGAGCGAGGACCCGCCGCCCCCCAAGCGGGUGAAGGCCGAGGCCCCCCCCCGCCCCGCCAGGAGCCUCCCGCCGCCGGCCAAGGCCAAGGGCGCCAGCCCGCGCAACUCCGACUCGGAGGACAGCGAGCGCCGGCGCAACCACAACAUCCUGGAGCGGCAGCGGCGCAACGACCUGCGCUCCAGCUUCCUGACGCUCCGGGACCACGUGCCCGAGCUGGUCAGGAACGAGAAGGCGGCCAAGGUGGUCAUCCUGAAGAAGGCCACGGAGUACGUGCGCUCGCUGCAGGCGCAGGAGCAGCAGCUGCAGCUGGAGAAGCGCAAGCUCAUGGCCAAGCAGGAGCAGCUGCUGCAGAGGGCCGAGCACGGCCGGACUUGCUGAGCCGGGGGCCGGCCGAGGGCUGCCCUGGCGGACUUGCUGAGCCGGGGGCCGGCCAGGGACUGCCUAGAAGGACUUGCUGGGCCGGGAGCCGGCCAGGGACUGCCCAGAAGGACUUGCUGGACCCAGGGCUGCCCGGAAGGACUUGCUUGGCCUGGGGCUGCCCGGAAGGACUUGCUGGGCCUGGGGCUGCCCGGAAGGACUUGCUGGGCCUGGGGCUGCCCGGAAGGACUUGCUGGGCCUGGGGCUGCCCGGAAGGACUUGCUGGGCUGGGGCUGCCCGGAAGGACUUGCCAAGCCGAGGCCGGCCUGGGGAUGGCUGGAAGGACUUGCUGGGCCAGGGGUUGCCUGGAAGGACUUGCUGGGCCAGGGGUUGCCCGGAAGGACUUGCUGGGCCGGGGCUGCCCUGGUGGACUUGCUUGGCCUGGGGCUGCCCGGAAGGACUUGCUUGGCCUGGGGCUGCCCAGAAGGACUUGCUUGGCCUGGGGCUGCCUGGAAGGACUUGCUGGGCCGGGGCUGCCCAGAAGGACUUGCCAAGCUGAGGCCGGCCUGGGGAUGCCUGGAAGGACUUGCUUGGCCUGGGGUUGCCUGGAAGGACUUGCUGGGCUGGGGCUGCCCAGAAGGACUUGCCAAGCCGAGGCCGGCCUGGGGCUGCCUGGAAGGACUUGCUGGGCCUGGGGUUGCCUGGAAGGACUUGCCGAGCCGAGGUCGGCCGGGGGCUGCCCUGGCCCGGCACCGGCACUGCCACUUUGCACACGGUUUUUAAUCGCGGGGUUUUGACAUUAAGAAUGUUGGUCCACUUUCAAUGCUACAGCCCCCCCCUCUCCGGGCGGGGGGCUCACGGGGGCCCGAGGGACAGGGCGCCUCCGGGGGUGCGGAGCGCCGGAGCCGGCCCCCUCCUCGAACUGCAGGCGGCCCUCGUGCAGCGGGCCCGGACUCUCGACGCCAGCUCCGACGUCGGGCCUUCUCUCCUCAAUGGUGCUCACGCGUCGCGCCGGGCGUCUGGCCGGCGUCGCGGGCCCGGGCGUUGCUCCCGGGGGGGCCGGCGCCAUCUCUGUAAAUAGCGAUUUCACACUUGCCUUUGUCCGUGUCUUGGGUGCCGGGACGGCGCCCCCGAGUCCCGGGGCGCCUGGGAGCGCGAGGAGCACGUUGUGUAUACAGGCGGCUCGUGGACCUGCCCGUCCCGGACUAACGCUCACACCGUCUGUAUACUUUAGUGCGGCGCGGAGACUUGCCUACAUUUGAUACUUAUAUUUUCGUAUGAAAAUGAGUUGUGAAGUUUUGAGUAGAUAUUACUUUAUCACUUUUUGGAACUAAGAAACUUUUGUAAAAAAACAGUGGUGGACCCCCGGGUCCCCCGCCCCCGCCCCGUCUCUCGGCCUGUCCCGUGGGGGCCGAGUUCCGUGUUUCACUUGUCUUGGAAAUGUCUAUUGAGUGCUGCAUCUUCGAGCACUUUGAAAUACCUCAUGUCUAUGAAAAUAAAUAGUCAUCGAACGAC